UUAUAUUAUCUUAUCGAAUUAAAAAACCAUAAAUUCUUUUGGACUUUACGAACUGGUAGCCAAACUCUGACCAUUUCAACUUUCAAACAAAAUAACAUAAACAAUAAAAUCUCAUUACAUCUCUAUAUAUAUUACCACACUGAUGAAACUCUUCCCACUGCAACACCAACAACUAAAUCAUCUCUUCUUUACAUCAUCUUAUCGACUGACUUUUCUAUUUUCAAGAAAUAAAAAGAGAUGCAAAUGCUAAGAAGCUUUAGCACGAGGACAAGAAGCCGUCGUGGAGGGUACGAGCGAGUAAGUGAUGAUUCAACUUUCAGUUUACUCGGAGCAAAGCUAAGAAGAUCCUCGAGUGUUCCUUACUAUGCUCCAUCUAUAAAGCUUGGUGCUGGUGGUGUUCCGACCAUUCUUGAGGAGCUUCCUCGUCAGAAAUCCAAGAAAGUCAAACCAACAAGCAAGUUUAGCCACCCGAUCUUUAGCUUUUUAUAUGGAAAGAAGAAGAAGUCUACAACUAGGAAGCCUGAGUUUUCUAGGUAUCUUGAGUAUUUGAAGGAAGGUGGUAUGUGGGAUGCGAGAACUAACACGCCUGUUAUUUAUUUCAAGUAGAUGGUGAAUUUUAUGUAAAAUGAAAAUCAAUAUUUUUCUAAAAAAAUUUGUUUAAUACAAAUGAGUUUAUAUCUUUUAAUUUUGUGAUGAUAUUUGUAUAUUGUAGUUAUCGAAUAAUUAAAUUUUUUUAUAAGAA
Molecule: messenger RNA, 742 nt
Organism: Brassica rapa (field mustard)
Lineage: Eukaryota; Viridiplantae; Streptophyta; Magnoliopsida; Brassicales; Brassicaceae
Source: RefSeq, a predicted model, not a curated record